UCCCACCCCCCAUUUCCACUCCUCCUCCUCCUCAUCCUCAUUUUUCCCGCUUCUCUCCCUCUACAUUGUGCAUUACCCUCUCUCUCAAACAUAAACUAUUUUGUAUUUUGUUUCUGUGUCUGCUCCAUUUUCACUGGCGACAAACACCACCAGCUCUCUUCAAUUGACCCAACAAGUCUCUCCGUUGACCCUUCCUCCUUCAUCGUUUCUCUCUCUAAAAACCCAUCUCCCUUGUCUCUCUCACAGUCAUUCACAGCAGCGCUGAGCAUGGAGUCUUCUUCUACGUUGGUUUUCUCCUUUGCCUCCGUAGCUCCAUACCUGCUUUCCCUUAUUGCCCUUCUGGUCUUCCUUGAGCAGAUCUCUUACUUGAAAAGGAAGCGCUUAAUCCCGGGCCCGCCUUUCGUAUUUCCAUUCAUCGGCAACGCCGUCUCUCUGAUCCGCAACCCUACCAAGUUCUGGGACAUCCAAUCAUCGCUCGCCAGGUCAUCUGAUUUAGGUAUCUCCGCCAACUACAUCGUCGGCAAGUUCAUCGUCUUCAUUCGCAGCACUGAUCUUUCCCAUAAGAUCUUCGCCAAUGUCCGCCCCGAUGCCUUUCACCUGGUGGGCCACCCGUUUGGCAAGAAGCUCUUCGGCGAGCAUAAUCUCAUUUACACGAUGGGCCAACAGCACAAGGAUAUCCGCCGUCGGAUCGCUCCCAACUUCACUCCCAGGGCCCUCGCCGCCUACACCUCCCUCCAGCAGGUUAUUAUCCUCAAGCACUUAAUGGCUUGGGAGGCUCUCGCUUCCAAGGCCUCGCCGACGCCGAUUUCUCUUAGGCUGCUCUGCCGCGAAAUGAAUCUGGACACUUCUCAGACUGUCUUCGUUGGGCCCUAUCUGAGUCAGGAAGCGAGAGAGAGGUUCAACCGCGACUACAAUCUCUUCAACGUUGGAUUGAUGAAGCUGCCGUUUGAUUUGCCUGGAUUCGCAUUCAGAGAAGCGAGGCUCGCCGUCGAUCGCCUGAUCAAAACACUGGCGGGUUGUACGGAUGAUAGCAAAGCGACGAUGGAGGCUGGAGAAGAGCCUCGAUGUUUGAUUGAUUUCUGGAUGCAAGAGACGCUUAGGGAGAUCGCUGCCGCCACAGAUUCCGGGGAGCCGUUGCCGCCGCACUCCGGCAAUGCGGAGAUCGGCGGCCAUCUCUUCGACUUUCUCUUUGCAGCUCAAGACGCUUCGACAUCGUCGUUGCUAUGGGCGGUGACGCUUCUAGAUUCGCAUCCCGAGGUUCUGGCCAAAGUGCGAGAGGAGGUUGCCGGAAUAUGGUCGCCAGAGUCAGACACAUUGAUCACGGCGGAGCAACUGAGGGAAAUGAAGUACACCGAAGCGGUGGCGAGAGAGGUGGUGAGAAUCCGCGCGCCGGCGACGAUGGUGCCGCACAUUGCCGGGGAGGACUUCCAGUUGACCGAAUCAUACACGAUACCAAAGGGGACCAUCGUGUUCCCAUCGGUGUUCGAGUCAUCGUUCCAGGGAUUUCCCGACCCGGAGAGGUUCGAGCCGGAGCGGUUCAUGGAGCACCGCCAAGAGGACCGUUUGUACAAGAAAAACUUUCUGGCAUUCGGAGCCGGGGCCCACCAGUGCGUGGGGCAGAGGUACGCCAUCAACCACCUGGUCUUAUUCAUCGCAAUGUUCACAUCGCUAGUCGAUUUCAAGAGGCACAGAACGGAUGGCUGCGAUGAUAUCGCCUACGUUCCCACCAUCUGCCCAAAGGACGAUUGCAAAGUUUACCUCUCCAGGAGGUGCGCACGCUAUCCCUCCUUCUCUUGAAAAACAAAUCGAAAGGACAAAAAUACCCUUCUGACCGUUUUUCAUAAAAACCCCGACAGCUGCUUGUUGUUUCAUCACGUUUCACGAGGGAAGUUAUGGUCACGGUCAUGGUCAAACAUUGUGUUCAAAUUUAAUUUUAUUGAUUUAUUUUUAAUUUUUCUGGGGUCCCAUUGGUGAGUGAGCGAGUGUGUACAAAUGUUGAUGGAGGGCUAGGAUUCUUUUUCAGAAGUGUGUUGGAUGCAUUUGAUGGCUGGACCGGAAUUCAAUCAGACUGAGAGCGUGUGAUCUUUAAUAAAAAGGAAAAGGUGUGCGGGGUGUGCGGGGCGUGCCCCCGAGUUCAUCCUCCGUAAUUGAUUUUGUUUCUAAAG
Molecule: messenger RNA, 2165 nt
Organism: Vitis vinifera (wine grape)
Lineage: Eukaryota; Viridiplantae; Streptophyta; Magnoliopsida; Vitales; Vitaceae
Product: cytochrome P450 710A11
Exons: 1
Coding region: 268-1797 (509 amino acids)
Biological process (GO): sterol metabolic process
Molecular function (GO): iron ion binding; monooxygenase activity; oxidoreductase activity, acting on paired donors, with incorporation or reduction of molecular oxygen
Source: RefSeq, a predicted model, not a curated record